AUGAUGCAACUAGAGAGGAGUGCCCAGAGUUUCAACUCUAAAUACAGGCAAAACUCUUUCACGUAUGAAGUUAAGCGAGAAGUGUACAAUGAGGAGAUCUUUCAACAGGAACACAGAAGGAAGGCUGCUUCCUCUGGGAACACGGACAUCAACAUCACGACUUUCAGACAUCAUGUCCAGUGCCGAUGCUCAUGGCACAAAUUCCUAAAAUGCAUGCUCACAAUCUUUCCCUUCCUAAAAUGGAUAUGUAUGUAUCGAUUCAAGGAUUGGCUUCUUGGAGACUUACUUGCUGGUGUAAGUGUUGGCCUUGUGCAAGUUCCCCAAGGCCUGACAUUUAGUUUACUAGCAAGACAACUGAUUCCUCCUCUCAACAUCACUUAUGCAGCUUUCUGUUCUUCGGUACUUUAUGUAAUUUUUGGAUCAUGUCAUCAAAUGUCCAUUGGUUCCUUCUUCCUUGUGAGUGCUCUGAUGAUCAACGUCCUGAAGGUGAGCCCAUUCAGCAAUGGUCACCUGGUCUUGGGAACUUUCAUCAAGGAAAACUUUUCUGCCCCCUCCUUCUAUGAGGACUAUAACACAUCCUUGAGCGUGGUGGCAGCCACAACUUUUCUGACUGGGAUUAUUCAGCUAUCAAUGGGCGUGAUAGGUUUUGGCUUCGUUGCCACUUACAUUCCAGAGGCUGCAGUCAGUGCUUACCUGGCUGCUGUGGCGCUGCACAUCAUGCUGUCCCAGCUGACUUUCAUCUUCGGGAUUAUGAUUAGUUUCCAUGCUGGUCCCCUGGCCUUCUUCUAUAACAUAGUUCACUAUUGUGUAGAUCUCCCAAAAGCUAAUUCCAACAGCAUUCUACUAUUUCUAACUGUUGUUGUUGUUCUGAGAAUCAACAAAUGUAUCAGAAUUUCUUUCAAUCGGUAUCCCAUCGAGUUUCCCAUGGAAUUUUUUCUGAUUCUUGGCUUCACUGCAAUUGCAAACAGGAUAAACAUAGCCACAGAAAACAGCAAGAUGCUCAUUGACAUGAUUCCUUAUGGCUUCCUGUUUCCUGCAUUGCCAGAUUUCAGCAUUCUUUCCAAGGUUAUUUUACAAGCCAUCUCUUUAGCUUUGGUGAGCUCCUUUCUGCUCAUAUUUCUGAGCAAGAAGAUUGCCAGUCACCAUAACUACAGAGUCAAUACUAAUCAGGAUUUAAUAGCCAUCGGCCUUUGCAAUGUCGUCAGUUCAUUUCUCAGAUCUUGUGUGUUUACUGGUGCUCUCGCCAGGACUAUUAUCCAGGAUAAAUCUGGAGGAAGACAACAGUUUGCAUCUCUGGUAGGCGCAGGUGUGAUGCUGCUCCUCAUGGUGAAGGCGGGAAGCUUUUUCUACAAACUACCAAAUGCUGUGCUGGCUGGUAUUAUUCUGAGCAACGUCCUGCCCUACCUUGAAACCAUUUACAACCUACCCAGUCUGUGGAGGCAGGACCAAUAUGACUGUGCUCUCUGGAUGGUGACAUUCUCAGCUGCAAUUUUCCUAGGACUGGACAUGGGACUGCUCAUUUCAUUAGUUUUUGCUUUCUUCAUCAUAACUGUCCGUUCACACAGAGCUAAGAUUCUUCUCCUGGGCCAAAUCCCUAACACCAACAUUUAUAGAAGCAUCAAUGAUUGUCGGGAGAUUGUAAGCAUUCCUGGGGUGAAAAUCUUCCAGUGCUGCAACUCUAUUACAUUUGUAAACGUUUACCACCUAAAACACAAGCUGUUAAAAGAGGUUGAUAUGGUAAGGGUGCCUCUUAAAGAAGAAGAAAUUUUCUGCCUGUUUAAUCAAAGUGAUACCAACCUACAGAACGAAAAGAUUUGUAGGUGUUUCUGCAACUGUGAUGACCUGGAGCCACCGCCCAGGAUUGUUUACACAGAACGAUUUGAAAAUAAACUGGAUCCCGAUGCAUCCUCCUUUAACCUGAUACGCUGCUCACGUUUUGAGAGCAGGAACAUGAGCCAAUCUGUGUCCGAUGACCAAGUGCCAUACACAACAUCUUCCAUAUCUCAGAGAAAUCAAGGGCAUAACUAUGAGGAGAUGGAGAAAGUUCAGCUUCCUACGAAUCCCUCAAGAAACAGUUCGCUACCACUGCCUGAUGCUAUGCAAAGUCAUGGGGGGAGUAGAUUGCUCAUCCCUCACUCAGAUGGGCCUCGUUCACCCAGCACCCACACCAUCAUCCUGGACUUCUCCAUGGUGCAUUAUGUGGAUUCACAGGCUUUAAUCAUAUUAAGACAGAUGUGCAAUGCUUUCCAGAAGGCCAACAUUUUGGUGCUCCUUGCAGGGUGUCACUCUUCUGUAGUGAGAGGAUUUGAGAGAAAUGAUUUCUUUGACGAUGGCAUCACCAAGGCCCAGCUGUUCCUCACCAUCCACGACGCUGUGCUGUUUGCGUUGUCAAGAAGGAUUCCAGAUUCCCCUGAGUUAAGCAUGGAUGAAUCUGAGACAGUGAUACGGGAAACCUACUCAGAAACAGACAAGAAAGACAACUCAAGAUCUAACAUGAGAGGAAGUUUUCUAGAAAAGCCAAAAAAUGUAAAUCCAGGCUUCACCAAGAUCCAGGAGGCAGGAGAAGAGAAUUCAGAGCUAGAUUUGAUGCUGGAUCACAUGCUGGAUUCAGAACAAGAGCCUGGGCUGGAUACAGACCUAGACCUGGAUCAGGAGCUGGAGCCUCAGUCAGAGCUGGAGCCUGAAUCUGAGCUGGAGCCUGAAACAGAGCCUGAGCUUGAGCUGGAGCCUGAGACUGAGCCUGAGCCUGAGACUGACCCUGGUCUGGAGCUGGAGCUGGAGAUGGAGAGGGCACCCGAGCCCAAAUCCAGGCCAAAUGCUCAUACUCAUUUUCGGCAGCAGUACUGGCCUGUUUAUCAGCCUGUGGCUCCCAGCUCCCAGCCUCAGACUCAGCCUCCACCACGGUCAGCGGAAAGGAGACAUCAACAUAGGGAUUCAUAA
Cynocephalus volans (Philippine flying lemur) is the source of this 2940-nucleotide messenger RNA. RefSeq names its product solute carrier family 26 member 8 (gene SLC26A8). Gene Ontology annotation, biological process: transmembrane transport. Gene Ontology annotation, cellular component: plasma membrane. Lineage: Eukaryota; Metazoa; Chordata; Mammalia; Dermoptera; Cynocephalidae. The transcript is spliced from 19 exons. Gene Ontology annotation, molecular function: bicarbonate transmembrane transporter activity; chloride transmembrane transporter activity; sulfate transmembrane transporter activity. Bases 1 to 2940 code for a protein of 979 amino acids. The record is from RefSeq and is a predicted model, not a curated record.